Molecule: messenger RNA, 1214 nt
Organism: Benincasa hispida (wax gourd)
Lineage: Eukaryota; Viridiplantae; Streptophyta; Magnoliopsida; Cucurbitales; Cucurbitaceae
Product: Rubber elongation factor protein (REF)
Source: RefSeq, a predicted model, not a curated record
ACUCUUUAGCCGCGUUCUUCUCCUUUAUAAAUCCUUAAUCUUCCCUUCUUCCUCUUCCAUCCAUCGAUUAUAUCGCCAACUAUUUCGAUUUCAUUUCUCCGAUCACUUCUUCCUUCCAUUUCCGAUCUUAAACUACCCUCAAUUUCCCCUCUGUUUUUGGCUAUGGCUGAAUCCGAUCCUUCGUCGCAGCGCCAGGAAACGGUGGCUAGGGCAGAGCAGGAGAGGCUGAAGUAUUUGGAGUUCGUUCAAACGGCGACCUUUCGAGCGACGGAGUGUUUCUUUAAUGUUUAUGGCUAUGCGAAGGACCGGUCUGGUCCAUUGAAGCCCGGCGUCGAGACCGUUGAGGGCACUGUGAAGUCUGUUGUUGGUCCUUUGUAUAACAAGUUCCAUGGCGUUCCGAUUGAGGUUCUUAAAUUCGUCGAUCGCAAGGUGGAUGAGUCAGUGACGAGGAUCGAUCGCCACGUUCCUCCAACAGUAAAGCAGGCCUCAUCACAGGCCAUGUCUGCUGCACAGCAGGCACCUGAAGUUGCUCGAAGCGUAGCUUCUGAGGUCCGACGCACUGGCCUAAAAGAGUCCGUGUCUGGGAUUGUGAAAUCUGUGUAUGCCAAGUGCGAGCCAACUGCAAAGGAACUCUACUCCAAAUACGAGCCCAAGGCCGAGCAGUGCGCAGUUUCAGCAUGGCACAAGCUCAACCAGCUCCCUGUGUUCCCCACCGUUGCACAGGCCAUCUUGCCAACAGCAGCGUACUGCACAGAGAAAUAUAAUGAGACUGUACGAACCUCGGCCGAGAAAGGAUACAAGGUCUCUUCAUACCUUCCAUUGGUUCCUACGGAGAGGAUUGCAGAAGUGUUCAGCAAGAAUGGAGUUGAGAUGAAGCCCUUGGUGAAUUAAGAGCCAAAGCCAAACCUGUUUUUUUUCCCCUUAUGAUAUGUAAAAAAAAGAACACAUUAUGAACGUUUUUUUGUCGUCCCAAUGUUUGAGAAAUUAUUCGAUGUGUUGUGACAGUUCGAUGAUAUCUCGAGGCGUAUGGAGGUGUGCUUAUAUUUGUUUGUUGGUGUUGGUAGUUCUUCUGAGCCUUAUGUUCACUUUGGCAUCAGAGGGGUAGCUAUGGCAUUUUAUCGUUGAGGGACUUUUCAUGGCAGAUAUGAUCUUACAUAGUUUUGAUAUUUUAUUUGAAAAAAAAUCAAAUCUUAGUUCUCUCCAUUUUGGUAUUA